Molecule: messenger RNA, 1683 nt
Organism: Oldenlandia corymbosa var. corymbosa
Lineage: Eukaryota; Viridiplantae; Streptophyta; Magnoliopsida; Gentianales; Rubiaceae
Source: the annotation of a GenBank genome assembly
AUGUCUGGGUAUCCUAACAAUAAUUGGGAGGAUCACCAUUCCGCAGUACGCCGUCAUUGGAAUAGGAGAGAAGAGUUCGUGCUACGAGAUUUGGAGGAAGGAGAUCCUGGUUCCGUAUAUGAGGGGUACUAUGAAUGGUUUAUGGUGAACACUGUCAGAUUGAUAUCCAAUCCCGGUAAUUAUGAACCUCAAGGAUACGAGACUUCUUCGAGCCGCGUGAAAUUAUAUGGUGAAGUAUUGAACAACAUUCGCGUGAGUACCGAGAGGUUUAGAGAAAAACGAGAAGAUGAUAAUCUCCUAGACGAAGAACUUGACAAGCAUUUGGACGAUAUCAUCAAUCAAACACAUGUUGCUUUAACCUUGGGCGCAAAUGAUGAGAUGGAGGUGGAUGAUACCCAAAUCCUGGUUGAUGAAGAUCCAUUUUUUCCCUCACAACCUCCGCCGGGUAAAAAAGCGAAACCGUGGUCAAGAGAUAAGAUUGGAGGAGGAAGAAAGAGAAAGGUCACAAUCCCCCCUCGGACAUCGCAACAACAAACUGAGGGUCAACAAAAUGAGGAUCAAGCACAUUCCUCUCGAGGCUCGCGCAUCCAGGUCGAGACUCAUUUUGAAGAAGCUGGUGGACCCGAGACUCAGUUUGACAUUGGUGGACCCGAGACUCAGUUUGACAUUGGUGGACUGAGACUCGGAGAGUCCGACGGAUCCGGCUCCAACGAUGACGACGUCGGUGUCGGCGUAGGUGAUCAUGUAUCUCCGGGUCAUUUCACGGGCAACAAUGGAUUCUUUGAUGCGUUGGAAGGUGAAAUCAUCGAGGUUGUAAGGCGGCGUGUUGCUGUACAUGGAGAUGGAGAGGUUCUGUGGGGUGCCCGGUUUCCCAGAACACCUGGAAUAUGGACAAAAGAACAAGUCGAGGCAUGGAAGCCAAUUGUGAAAGCAGUCCAUGGCAAAGGUGGUAUCUUCUUUUGUCAAAUGCGGCAUGUGGGAAGAGUUUCAAACAAUGUGUUUCAACCUAAUGGACAAGCUCCAGUAUCAUCUACAGAUAAACCUGUUUUUGCUACUGAUUUUUCAAAAUUUCCACCACCGCGUCGAAUAAACACUGAAGAAAUUCCUCAGAUUGUUAAUGACUUCAGACUCUCUGCUAUUAAUGCAAUUGAAGCAGGUUUUGAUGGAGUCGAGAUUCAUGGUGCUCAUGGUUAUCUAAUUGACCAGUUCUUGAAAGAUCAAGUUAAUGAUCUUUGUAAUGCAAUUGGAGCUGAUAGAGUUGGAAUCAGGCUCUCCCCUUUUGCUGAUUAUUGUAAUUCAGCAGAUUCUAAUCCGCUGGCUUUAGGUCUCUAUAUGGUUGAAGCCUUAAAUAAGUUUGGAAUCGCUUAUUGUCACAUGAUUGAACCGAGGAUGAAACUUCUUGGUGAAAAGUUUCAAUGUGAUGAUAGCCUUUUUCCAAUGAGGAAAGCAUUCAAAGGUGCUUUUAUUGCUGCAGGAGGGUAUGAUAGGGAUGAAGGUAACAUCGUUGUGUCUGAAAAUCGCGUUGAUCUUGUUGCAUACGGGCGUUUGUUCUUAGCGAAUCCAGAUUUGCCUAAGAGGUUUGAGUUGAAUGCCCCUCUCAAAAAGUAUCACAGGGAAACUUUCUAUACAGUGGAUCCUGUUGUUGGUUACACCGAUUAUCCAUUCCUUGAAAUAACUUCAUAA